Cololabis saira (Pacific saury) is the source of this 4578-nucleotide messenger RNA. It is a transcript of the gene pkp4, whose product is annotated as plakophilin 4. The transcript has 23 exons. The record is from RefSeq and is a predicted model, not a curated record. Gene Ontology annotation, cellular component: cytoplasm; plasma membrane; nucleus. Lineage: Eukaryota; Metazoa; Chordata; Actinopteri; Beloniformes; Belonidae. Gene Ontology annotation, biological process: cell-cell junction assembly; cell-cell adhesion. The coding region runs from base 150 to 3758 and encodes 1202 amino acids. Gene Ontology annotation, molecular function: cadherin binding.
UCGUCUUCCUCACACACACUAGUGGACCGGAGUUGUGCUCUUCCACGGGAAUGGGAGCAAGCUGGACUUUACAGAUGAACUUACACGUCCCCAUGUAGACACGAGCCUCUGCUCAGCCACGGCAAACUACAGUCCUCCCCGAAGGAGGAAUGCCUGCUCCUGAGCAGAGCCCAGUGACGGAGGAGGGGCUUCUGCUGACCAUCCACGACAGCUCAACGGGCCGCAAAAUGGAGGCUGACAACACAGCCAACAACAUCCUGGCCUCCGUCAAAGAGCAGGAGCUUCAGUUUGAGCGGCUGACCAGGGAGCUGGAAGUGGAGAGGCAGAUUGUGGCCAGUCAACUGGAAAGAUGCAGACUCGGGGCCGAGUCACCAGGCACCGGUAGCAGCAGCUCAUCUGAGAAGUCCCUGCCAUGGAAACCUGCAGAUAUCUCCGCCUCAGGGGACACCAAGUCUCGGGUGCCUGACAGCUCCCAGUCACCCAGCUAUCGAAUUAGGGCUGAAUCGGAGCAGGUGUCGGUGUACUCCCCGGAGCAGUCUUCUCUUCAUGAAAGUGAGGGGUCUGGAGGGAAUUCAUGUGGCUCAGCUCAGAUGAACUCUUACUCAGAUAGUGGCUAUCAGGAUGCCAGCAGUGGCUACAUCAGCAGCCAGAGCCAGGGCAAGGCAGAGCUGAGGAUACAGCACUCCUUCCCUGGCGCUGGCACCGGCACGCUGAUAAGGAAUGCCAAGGCUGAGGGCCAGGCUUCAGCACAGAUUCAUGCAGUCACGACAGCAGUGCCUGGCCGUGCUAUGCGAAGGGUUAGCUCAGUGCCUUCUCGCGCUCACUCGCCAGCCUACGCCAGCAGUAUCUCCCCAUCCCGCGGCUCCCUGCGUACCUCAGCUGGCAGUGCCUACGGCUCCCCCAUCAUAAGCGAACCCAAACCCCUCUCCAGCAUCUACUCGACUACCUUGCCCUCUGCCCAGCGCACCAGUAGCGCAGGUGGCGGCGGCGGCGGCUCACCUUACUCUACCCAGAAAAACUCCCCAUCUGGAGUGCGCCGCAUGGGCUCCACCAACUCCCGCUCUGGAAGCGCUAGUCGCACCACUUCACCCUAUCAUACCUCUGCAGGUUCAUCCACGGGCCGCAUGGGCUCACCUCUGACCAUGCUGGACGGUAUCAACCCUCCACUGACGAAGCAGCCCACUCACUCAUCGUCUCCAGUCAGGGCCAGUAUGACCGCUGUGCCCCAGCACUACAGCUCCACUCUGCCUCGCUCUGUGCUCCACAACACUGACCCCUAUGGACCUCAGAGUUACGACAUUUACGAGAGGAUGACGCGACCUGACAGCCUUGCAGAUGCCCUUGUUGAUGGUGACAUUCAAGGAAUUCGGAGCUCGUACGCCAGUCAGCACAGCCACCUCGGCCAGGACAUGAGGGCCACCAUUUCCCCAGACCGCCACAUCGGACCGAUCUACGAGGACCGGACUCUCCGGGGCCCGUUGUACCGCAGCCCCAGCCACACGCAGCAGGGCACCCUCUACAGGAGCAGUUCAGGUGUUGGGAGUCUGCAGAGGACCUCCAGCCAGCGCAGUACCAUGACUUACCAAAGAAACAACUAUGCUCUUAACUCUUCAGCUACCUAUGCUGACCCGUACCGCUCAGCACAGUACCGACCGCACGACCCGACCUACUCCCGGCCGCCUCUCGUCCUGGAUGACGAUCCCACCCGCUCGCCCUCAAUAGACAGUAUUCAGAAGGAUCCCAGGGAGUUUGCAUGGCGUGACCCGGAGCUGACGGAGGUAAUCACCAUGCUGCAGCACCACUUCCCCUCGGUGCAGGCCAAUGCAGCUGCGUACCUGCAGCACCUGUGUUUUGGUGAUAAUCGAGUCAAGACUGAGGUGUGUCGACUGGGAGGAAUUAAACACCUGGUGGACCUGCUGGACCACAAAGUCGUGGAGGUUCAGAAGAACUCUUGUGGGGCUCUGAGGAACCUUGUUUAUGGCAAAGCUAUGGAUGACAACAAGGUCGCAGUCAGGAAUGUAGGAGGCAUCCCGGCGUUGCUUCGACUGCUGAGAAAGACUGUUGAUGCUGAAGUACGGGAGCUCGUCACAGGAGUGCUGUGGAACCUCUCGUCGUGUGACGCCGUCAAGAUGACAAUCAUAAGAGACGCCUUAUCAACUCUGACCAACACUGUGAUCAUCCCUCACUCCGGGUGGAGCAGCUCCACCUUCGACGAUGACCACAAGCUGAAGUUUCACUCCUCCCUCGUGCUGAGAAACACCACUGGCUGUUUGAGGAACCUGAGUUCAGCUGGCGAGGAAGCCAGAAAACAGAUGCGCACUUGUGAGGGCCUGGUUGAUUCACUGCUCUACGUGAUUAAAGCCUGUGUAAACACCUCUGACUUCGACAGCAAGAUUGUGGAGAAUUGUAUUUGCACUCUAAGGAACCUGUCCUAUCGUCUGGAGCUGGAGAUGACGCCAUCUCGAAUGGCAGGUGGGGACGAGGUGGACGGCCUGCUGGGCAAAGAGACGCCCAGUAAAGAGGUGGAUUCCAGCUGCUGGGGCAGGAAGAAAAAGAAGAAAAAAAACAGCGUGCAGGAAGACUCUUGGGACGGUGUAGGGCCUAUUCCAGGCUUCUCCAAGUCUCCCAAGGGUGCAGAGAUGCUGUGGCACCCUUCAGUGGUGAAGCCUUACUUGACGCUGCUGGCUGAGAGCUCCAAUCCCGCCACUCUGGAGGGUUCGGCUGGGUCUCUUCAGAACCUGUCAGCUGGCAACUGGAAGUUUGCAGCAUACAUUCGUGCAGCUGUGCGUAAAGAGAAAGGCCUGCCCAUCCUAGUGGAGCUGCUGCGGAUGGACAACGACAGGGUGGUGUGUUCGGUCGCCACCGCUCUGAGAAACAUGGCACUGGACGUCAGGAACAAGGAGCUCAUAGGGAAGUACGCGAUGAGGGACCUGGUGAACCGCCUCCCGGGGGGAAACACCACCCUGCUGUCGGACGAAACCGUGGCAGCCAUCUGUUGCACUUUGCACGAGGUCACCAGUAAAAACAUGGAGAACGCGAAGGCCCUGGCCGAUACGGGCGGCAUCGAGAAGCUGGUCAACAUCACCAAGGGCAGAGGAGACAGGUAUUCUGUGAAGGUGGUGAAAGCAGCAGCUCAGGUGCUGAACACACUAUGGCAGUACAGGGACCUGCGUACCAUCUACAAAAAGGAUGGCUGGAACCAAAACCAUUUCAUCACCCCGGUGUCGACACUAGAGAGGGACAGGUUCAAGUCGCAGCCCGCGCUCCCCACCAGCACCGUUCAGACGUCUCCAGUCAGUCACCCCACUGCCAGUGCAACGUCAUCUCCUGCAGUGCUGGGCAUCAAAGAGCAUAGAGACACUAUCAGAGACUAUCAGAGAGCUCAGUCGACUAUGCAAUUUUAUAAUUACCAAGGAGACAGCAGUAAUCCUAAAAAGCAGUAUACAGGGUCUGGAAAAUCACCGUUAUAUUACUACUCAUCACCCACAAGGGAAGAGCCCAGAAGAACGCAGCCGGUGUAUUACACAGAAGAUCCAUACAGGAGGAACUACGAUACGUACAGAAUGUACCUGCAGCAUCCUCAUGGCUAUGACGACUCGUAUUCAGAGGAAGUCAUCACCUACCCUCCCACAGUGGACUACAACUCCCAGCCUCACGGACUGAAAUCCAACACCAACUAUGUGGACUAUUACGCAAGCACACGGAGGCCUUCUUACAGGGCAGAGCAGUACCCAGGAUCUCCUGACUCCUGGGUAUAGGUCUGGGGAUGCCGCCACGUUUCAACAUUGGACUUGUUCCCUCCUUGGUGGUGGAGGUGAUGGGGGGUAAGGAGAGGCCUCUUCACCCUACAGUGGAGGCGAGGAGUACACAUGAAAUAACAACAUUUUUCAUGAACUUGGCUUUCUAGGCAUUUUCGCUCUAAAGUGGAUAUGUGUGUGUGAGUGUGUGGAAGGGAGUUGAACUGAGUGGUUGCAGAUGGACUGAAGGGAUGUGUGCCAAAGAAGGAAAUCAAGGAAUGUUUAAGAUUAUUUUUCAUUUGGGAGAUGGAAUCAUGCUGGGAGUCUGUUAAGGAAUGACGCUGAACACUACAAUGAGAAGAUGUGUGUCCUGUGGUGUGUAGAUGUUAGUUUUAUUUUCUUUACGGAGCUCUUAGCUGUGAUAGCAUGGUGAAAGGUGUGAGUCAUGUAAGCGAGGGUCCGUGGUAAGAGUCAAGAAGUGGGAAGCGUGUAUGUGCUGAAGUCAAAAUGAAUCAUGAACUCAUCUGUAAAAACUGAAGAAAAAAAAGAAUAGCUAAUGAUUUUAGAUUGUACAGAGGGAUCAAAUUGUAUCUGUACGUAUUGUUGAAGCUGUCAAAUGCCAUUGAAUCUUGUACAUUUCUUUCAUUUUAUUGUAAAUACAGAAAAAAAAUCAUGUCAUCUGGUUUACAUAUCAGCACUGGUUAAAAAAAAUCAAAAAACAACGACAACUUGUGCCAUAGUAGAAGUCUAAAGAUAUAUAUAUAAAUAUCCAAGUAUGUGGACGAAGUUGGGAUUGCAGCAACCAUGUUAACAAAAUAAAGGUCAGUUUUGUUUUUUUAAA